Priceomyces carsonii is the source of this 981-nucleotide messenger RNA. RefSeq names its product putative ribosome biosynthesis protein (gene GDT1). NCBI's taxonomy places the organism in Eukaryota, Fungi, Ascomycota, Pichiomycetes, Serinales, Debaryomycetaceae. Gene Ontology annotation, molecular function: manganese ion transmembrane transporter activity; calcium ion transmembrane transporter activity. The record is from RefSeq and is a predicted model, not a curated record. Gene Ontology annotation, cellular component: fungal-type vacuole membrane; Golgi apparatus. Gene Ontology annotation, biological process: Golgi calcium ion homeostasis; Golgi calcium ion transport; calcium ion transmembrane transport. The transcript has a single exon. The coding region runs from base 1 to 981 and encodes 326 amino acids.
AUGAAGUUGAAUAAGGUUAUCUCUAUUGGUGUCUUUUUUGCCUUUGCAAGUGCUUUCGUUCAAUCAGAAGUGGAGCAAUCGGAAGAUGCACUCGCGAAGGACUUAAUGGACCCAAAAGGGGAACUGACACCAGAAGACAAGAAGAUAGAUGUAAACCCAAUUGAUGAUUUAGAUGGUAGUUCUUCCCCCUUGAGUAAGCCGUCGGAGCCUCAAAAAGUCACCGAAACAAAUGAAGAAGGACCUUCAAACUACAACUCUUUUUUAAUGUCCAUAUCUAUGAUUUUAGUGUCAGAGAUUGGCGACAAAACAUUCUUGAUCGCUGCAUUAAUGGCUAUGAGAAACUCAAGAUGGGUUGUAUUUUCUUCUGCGGUGGCAUCAUUAGGUGUCAUGACAAUUUUAUCAGGCAUAGUUGGACAUACGUUGCCAAGUUUGAUAUCACAGAGACUCACUCAAUUCUUGGCCUCGAUAUUAUUCGUUAUAUUUGGAGUUAAAUUAUGUGUUGAGGGAUUGGGGAUGCCUAAAGGAACAGGAGUCGAAGAUGAAUUGGCUGAAGUGGAGGAAGAAAUUGCAUGUGCUAAUUUAAAUACGAACUUAGAAGAUCAAGAGACUGGCAGUGCUUUUACUCCCAAAGUUUCGAAGCCAUGGUAUAAUACUUUAGGCGAACAGUUAACUAACCUAGCAUCGUUCAUUUUUUCUCCUAUCUGGAUUCAAGUAUUUGUAAUGACAUUUUUGGGUGAGUGGGGCGACAGAUCUCAAAUUGCUACGAUAGCGAUGGCAGCUGGAUCUGACUACUGGUUUGUCAUCUUCGGAGCUGUUGUUGGGCAUACGAUAUGUUCUGCAGCUGCUUGUAUUGGUGGUAAGUUGUUAGCAAAGAAAAUUUCCAUGAGAAAUGUUACAUUCGGGGGAGCCAUAGCAUUUUUUAUCUUUGCAAUACUAUACUUUUAUGGUGCCUAUUAUUACGAAGCUGUGCCAGAGCAAUAA